CUCCCCACCCCCGCUCGCCACUCCGGACUCCAGCUCCAGGCGCGCAAGGCGGCCACCGAGCGAGCGCGCUAGCAGCCGCUCCAGCCCCGUGCAUCCGCAGCUACCCCGCCGCGGCGAGACCCGGAGACCGACCGUCGGACGGACCCGCGUAGUCGCAGCAUCCUGGAGGAGAACAUGCUUGCCAAUUCAGCCAGUGUGCGGAUCCUCAUCAAGGGGGGCAAGGUUGUGAACGAUGACUGUACCCACGAGGCAGAUGUCUACAUUGAGAAUGGCAUCAUCCAGCAGGUGGGCCGUGAGCUCAUGAUACCUGGAGGAGCCAAGGUGAUCGACGCCACUGGGAAGUUGGUGAUCCCCGGAGGGAUUGACACCAGCACCCACUUCCACCAGACCUUCAUGAACGCCACGUGCGUGGACGACUUCUACCACGGGACCAAGGCGGCACUCGUUGGAGGCACCACCAUGAUCAUUGGCCAUGUCCUUCCUGACAAGGAGACCUCCCUCGUGGAAGCCUAUGAGAAGUGCAGGGGUCUGGCUGACCCCAAAGUCUGCUGCGACUAUGCCCUCCAUGUGGGGAUCACCUGGUGGGCACCCAAGGUGAAGGCAGAAAUGGAGACGCUAGUGCGGGAGAAGGGGGUCAACUCCUUCCAGAUGUUCAUGACCUACAAGGACUUGUACAUGCUUCGAGACAGUGAGCUGUACCAAGUGUUUCAUGCCUGCAGGGACAUUGGGGCGAUCCCCCGGGUCCACGCUGAAAACGGGGAGCUCGUGGCUGAGGGUGCUAAGGAGGCUCUAGAUUUGGGUAUCACAGGCCCAGAAGGAAUUGAGAUCAGCCGUCCAGAGGAGCUGGAGGCAGAAGCCACUCACCGAGUCAUCACCAUUGCAAACAGGACCCACUGUCCCAUCUACCUGGUCAAUGUGUCCAGCAUCUCAGCUGGUGACGUGAUCGCAGCUGCUAAAAUGCAAGGGAAAGUGGUGCUGGCUGAGACCACCAACGCACACGCCACACUCACGGGCUUGCACUACUACCAUCAGGACUGGUCCCAUGCCGCCGCCUACGUCACAGUGCCGCCUCUGAGACUGGACACCAACACUUCCACCUACCUCAUGAGCCUGCUGGCCAAUGACACUCUGAAUAUUGUGGCAUCAGAUCACCGGCCAUUCACCACCAAGCAGAAAGCCAUGGGCAAGGAAGACUUCACCAAAAUCCCACAUGGCGUGAGCGGCGUGCAGGAUCGGAUGAGCGUGAUCUGGGAGAGGGGUGUGGUUGGAGGGAAGAUGGAUGAGAACCGUUUUGUUGCUGUAACCAGUUCCAACGCAGCCAAGAUUCUCAACCUGUAUCCUCGCAAGGGCCGCAUCAUCCCUGGAGCCGACGCCGACGUGGUGGUGUGGGACCCGGAAGCCACAAAGACCAUCUCAGCCAGCACCCAGGUGCAGGGUGGAGACUUCAAUCUGUAUGAGAACAUGCGCUGCCACGGCGUACCGCUGGUCACCAUCAGCAGGGGACGUGUCGUGUAUGAGAAUGGCGUCUUCAUGUGUGCAGAGGGCACUGGCAAGUUCUGUCCCCUGAGGUCUUUCCCAGACAUUGUCUAUAAGAAGCUGGUGCAGAGAGAGAAGACCGUAAAAGUGAGGGGAGUGGACCGCACUCCCUACCUAGGGGACGUCGCUGUUGUUGUCCACCCUGGGAAAAAGGAGAUGGGAACACCACUGGCAGACACCCCCACACGGCCAGUCACCCGGCACGGGGGCAUGCGGGAUCUUCAUGAGUCCAGUUUCAGCCUUUCUGGUUCUCAGAUCGAUGACCAUGUUCCAAAGCGGGCCUCAGCGCGGAUCCUCGCGCCCCCUGGAGGCAGGUCGAGCGGUAUUUGGUAAAGGCUCUAACCAGCGCCAAGUGAAUAUGCUCCACCGCCACCCGCCUGCACACCUUCCGGCCACAGCUGCAGGGGGUGGGAGAGGCUGGGCAGGGCAGCGCACUACAGGUGGGGGCUCCGGGAAGCGGAGAGCCCUCCCCUUGUCUGAACAUGAUUCACGGGGCUUUGACCCACCCCUAACAAGGCACUUUGAGCUGUCCUCCUGCUCUGCUCCUUCCUUCCUUCAUGGGCCCUGGGGUUUCUCUGGGCCCCAGAGACCACACUAUGCACAGCACCCAACGCAUAGCGCCUGGCCCCGCCCCUCCUCUCACCACAACCUCCAUGCUGGCUCUGGGAAGGCCCGGACUUGAGUGCCCUGCCCUGCUGCCCACCCAGACAGGUGUCCAGAGCACUUUAGCAGAUGUGUUUUAUAAGUAAGGACCUUCCCCCCUCACCCCUUAGGUCCCAUGGUGACAUUUCCCAAAUCAGACAGGUGUCCCAUCUCUCCCGACUCACCCUGGGGACACCCUGGAUGUGGCUGUGAUUGGGACACCCUGUGCCCUUGGCUAGCCUCUAACCACUCCCUACCCACACCCUCUGGGAGCUCCAGGCCCCAGAAGGGUAGCUGGGUGGGCAUGGGGCUGGUGCCAGGCGCGUGUAAAUGGUUUUGUUUUGCACGUUUGGUUUGCGCAGUGGUUUGGUUUGAUUUGUUUGUGCACCCCGUGGAAAAUAACGGUGCUUCGUGUCACUAGCAUAGCAUAGAAUCAGGAGUAGAUUCGGUUCUUAGGAGAUGCUGCACUCACCACCAACCAGACAGUACAGGGCAGAGGUGGGGGCAGGCUGUCCCCAUGGCCCCUUUCCCUCCAACCCAGGGUCCUUCUGCUACCAGAAGCCCUGGAUCAUGCCUCCCCGCCCCACAUCCCUCCCUGUUACCACCCUGUCUUAUUUUCCUACAUCCAAAUGGUCCUGGAUUGAAACCUCCAGGCAGCAAGGUGGCCCCUCUCUCCUCUCUGCUCCUGGUCACUCCCAGCACUAACCCCACAUCCAUACCCUCAUUCCCCUACACAGCUUCCUAAAACUUGCCCCUGCUGGACAAGGCCUAGCUACUCCUGUGUGACUAGCAAGAAGCCUCACACCUGCCGAAAAGGGGGAGUAGGGGAGGGUUGGCCGGCCAGCCACCGAGGGAGAGGCUUCAACACACAAGGCCUAGCUGUAGAAUCCACGCCAGGGCACAAGUGCUACGGGAUUCUGCGCUCAACACCAAGCUCUUGCUGACUACUGCAGGCCCGCCCUGUCUCACAAGCUCCUCGGAGGUUCUCACAGUCUGAGAAUGCCCCAGCUGUCUGCCUUCGAUAAGCCUCGUUUCCCCGCCUUGGGAAGUGCUCUCACUUUUGUUUGAGCUCCCCAAACUUGCCAGCGGUCCCAGAGAUCUUGGCACUCAUCCCUGCGCCCUCCCUGGUGCUGCGGGUGCAUCUAAGCUCUUCCCGGCAUCCGCUUGCACUCCUCCUAAUGGUGGAAUCUUACCACGCCCCCCCAUCUUACAGGUUAAAACAAUAAACCCGAGGCCCCAAAAGGUCAGGCCAGCAGGCCCCAGAAGUGUCCAUGGCUGCCCUUAUGACCUUGACUGUCUAACCCAGUUGUAGGGUGACAUCAGGCCCAGGAGGAGUUUAACCAGAUAGAAUGCGUUCUCCCUGGGGAUGCCUUCUGCUUUGCUUUGCACAAGUCGAUUUUAUCUUUAUUGUGAGCAGACUGAUGGAGACUCUUGGUUUGAGCCUGGACAAGACAAGUUUGGGAACUUGUGUGUGGUUUUAGUCCUCACUUCCUCCUCAUUGUCCUCACUUAGGAGCUGAAAUGAUAACCCGGAGAACUGAGGUAGCCAUGGGAACAGUAGGUAAUGACCCUGGAAAAGCCUUCAUGGGGAAUGAAGACAGUGACACUGACCCCUGGUACAGUCUUAGUCCUCCUCCUCCUUCUCCUCCUCCUCCUCCUCUUCCUCCUCUUUUUGAGACAAAGUCUUGCCUAUGUAGCCUGGCCUUGAGCUCACAGCAAUCCUGCCUCAGUUUCCCAAGUACUGGAAUUAGAGGCACAAGCUACCACACCUAGCUAUACAUCAUCUUUGUCUAUUUCUGCCCUUGCUGGGUCAUGGGCCUUGGGCAGAUGCCAAAGAUCCGAGGGGUGGUAGGGCCAGUGAGGCAGGGCGCCCUGCUUGGGCCAGGAGAGCUUUCCCUGAGUGCCUCCCCCCGAGAAGUGCAUGUCCCGGGAUGGUAGGAGAGUGUGUUCAAGGAGCCGCUGUAGGCUUUCCACUUCCCCCACCUCAGGCCCCCGUACCCAAGUCCACCCUUCCAUAGACUGUGCUCGCUCACCCAGGAGCUUCUGGAUGCAAAGAGAAAGAUGCUCAAGGAGCCAAACAAACCAUCACCCCCCCCCCCCCAGUGUCCACUCCCUGCCCCGUGCAGAGCUCCAGCCAGCCCCAUCACAGGUCCAGUGGCUGCUGGCUGGAAGGAAAAGGGUCUCUGGUUGCACCGAAUGCAGCUCUCAACCUGGUCUUGUACUUGCUGAAUAAAUACUGUUGUUCUUGCCUUAGCUACUCUCUAGGUUUGUGGGGUUAACUCACCAGAAAAUUGUGCUACUGUGUGUGCGUGCCUGUGUGUGUGUAUGUGUGUGUGUGUGUGUGUAGUGCCAGCAGCCCACAGUAGGUCUCUUGUCAAGCCAAUGCCGUGAUGAGGGCAUGUCUUAUACUGACCCGGAAACCACAGAACCACGCGGAAAGCCAAACCCCUCCAGCUGCUGAGGUGGCAGGCACAGCCUGGGGUCAGAAUGGAUCUGCCAACAGCACCCCAGCACCAAGGGACUUCCUCACUCCUCUGUAAAUGUCAUGGUGCUAAGCUCGUGUCAAUCCCAAGAUGACACAUGGUCCUGUGCUUUGGCCACCGUUUGAGGCAAAACCAAACAGCCCAACACGUUGUGUUCUGGUGCAGGUUUGUAUUAAACUGUAGCUACUUCUCA
This is a messenger RNA of Mesocricetus auratus (golden hamster), 4853 nucleotides long. It is a transcript of the gene Dpysl5, whose product is annotated as dihydropyrimidinase like 5. Gene Ontology annotation, molecular function: hydrolase activity, acting on carbon-nitrogen (but not peptide) bonds, in cyclic amides. Gene Ontology annotation, cellular component: cytoplasm; cytosol. The coding region runs from base 175 to 1869 and encodes 564 amino acids. The transcript has 13 exons. The record is from RefSeq and is a predicted model, not a curated record. Lineage: Eukaryota; Metazoa; Chordata; Mammalia; Rodentia; Cricetidae.